Messenger RNA from Temnothorax curvispinosus, 367 nucleotides. RefSeq names its product 60S acidic ribosomal protein P0-like (gene RpLP0). Gene Ontology annotation, cellular component: cytosolic large ribosomal subunit. Gene Ontology annotation, molecular function: large ribosomal subunit rRNA binding; structural constituent of ribosome. The annotation marks the transcript as partial. The record is from RefSeq and is a predicted model, not a curated record. The transcript has 2 exons. NCBI's taxonomy places the organism in Eukaryota, Metazoa, Arthropoda, Insecta, Hymenoptera, Formicidae. Gene Ontology annotation, biological process: cytoplasmic translation; ribosomal large subunit assembly.
AACGGCUUCAAGAACCUGCUGGCCAUCGCUGCUGUUACCGAUGUUGAAUUCGCGGAAGCUGCUACCAUCAAGGAGUACAUCAAGGAUCCGAGCAAGUUCGCCGCUGCUGCCGCCGCUGUAGCAGCCCCAGCUGCCGCCGCUGCCGACGCUCCUGCUGCAGAGAAGAAGGAGGAGAAGAAGGAAGAAUCCGAAUCGGAGGACGACGACAUGGGUUUCGGACUGUUCGACUAAGGGCGCGCGUGCUUACGUCAUGCGUGCACAAACGUGCAUCUGAAACUAUCUUUGUCAAACAAGACCCGGCCCAAACUCUGGAUCAUUUUAUAACUACUUGUUUCUAACAUGGAAAUAAAAUAAAAUUGAAAAACAA